AUGGAAGGAAAUAGCUUAAUAAAUAUCAAUUUUGAAGCAUUUUCAACCAAUGAACAACUAUCCAUCGCAAAGUUCUCCUAUAAUCGUCUACAGUUUAGUAAUUCAUUCAAUAUGUUUUCACCUUUUUAUAGCAAUCAUCUUCUUAAGGAAUUGCAUUUAUCGAACAAUACAAUUAAACAUUUUUAUUCUGAUUGGACUACAAAUAAACAAAAAUUAGAAUUAUUGGAUCUGCGUCACAACGACAUAAGUACAAUAUCGGCGAAUAAUUUUAUUUUUUCGUCUAAUAAAGUUCUAGUAGAUCUAAGAUAUAACAACAUAAGUAAUAUUUUACUAACAAAUAUCGAAAAGUUGGUAACAUAUAAUACUGUAAAACGUAAUGUUAUUGUUCGCGUCGAGAACAAUCCUGUAUUAUGCGAUUGUCACCUAUAUAACCUUUUGCGUUAUUAUAACGGUGAUAUGCCCAUUAAUGUUUAUAAUUUGUUUGAACUUAAAUUGGGAAACUUAACGUGUGUGAAACCUAAUGAAAAGGACGGUCUGCAAUUUAAUCUGAUGUAUUUUAAAACUUACCAGUGUCCCGAGGAUGAAUACUUUCAAAUUGUAGAUAGGCAUCCAAGUUUAUGUACUUCUAUGAUAAGACCGUAUGAUCAAACACGAAUUAUAGAUUGUUCGAACAAAUUGAAGCCUGAAUUAAAAAUCAACAAGAAUACAAUAAAUUUGGAGGGAAAUUAUCCAUUAAUAUUGAAUCUCACAGGGAAUUAUUUAAGGGAAAUACCAUCACUUGAUUACAUAGAAUCUCUUAACUUAACACAUUUAUUGUUAUCUAACAACUAUAUUUUUGAAAUAUCGCUGAACAGAUUACCAAAAACUAUUCAAGUAUUAGAAUUACAUAAUAAUAAUCUAUUAAGUAUGAGUUACAACGUAAGUGAAUUCUUGUUUCAUCAAAAUUACAAAGAAUUAACUUUAAGUGGGAAUCCAUUUGUAUGUGGUUGUGAUGAUAGAUUUAUAUAUGUAUUUGUUUUACAAUUGCAAUCUAUUCAUGAAGAUCUAAAAAAUGUGAAGUGUCAAGCCUACGACACUCCUUUAGGUAGUAUGACCGUUGAUGAAUUGUGUUUAUCCACUGAUCCAAGUUAG
Messenger RNA from Polistes dominula (European paper wasp), 1131 nucleotides. Its product is annotated as protein toll-like. NCBI's taxonomy places the organism in Eukaryota, Metazoa, Arthropoda, Insecta, Hymenoptera, Vespidae. The record is from RefSeq and is a predicted model, not a curated record.